This is a messenger RNA of Triticum aestivum (bread wheat), 1714 nucleotides long. Its product is annotated as transcription factor BHLH3. The transcript has 4 exons. Gene Ontology annotation, cellular component: nucleus. Lineage: Eukaryota; Viridiplantae; Streptophyta; Magnoliopsida; Poales; Poaceae. Gene Ontology annotation, molecular function: sequence-specific DNA binding; DNA-binding transcription factor activity; protein dimerization activity. Gene Ontology annotation, biological process: regulation of DNA-templated transcription. The record is from RefSeq and is a predicted model, not a curated record. The coding region runs from base 140 to 1201 and encodes 353 amino acids.
CUACUGCUAGCUACUGGCCGCCUUGCUUGCAGCUGGGAGUAUAAGCGUGAGGAGUUUGCGCAAGCUAGCUGGCAGAGAAAUCAAGGGAAGCAAGCAUAUUCUAGCUAGAGCUGGUACCUAGUAGUAGUUCUUGGGCGGCAUGGAUCAGCUUGAUGAGCAGUCGUUCCUGGACGAGCUUAUGUCGCUGCGCCGGGAGGAGGCGCCGGUGCCGGCUCCGGCUCCGUGGCAGGCGUACCCGGGCAGCGGCAUGAUGACGACGAGCGACCUCCUACUCUACGGCGGCGACGGCACCACCGAGGCGAGCAGCGGAAUGGACUUUGCCGGGCCGAUUCAGCAGCCCAUGGCGCCACCGCCGGGCACGUCUCCCCACGGGCCGCACGAGGAGUUCAACUUCGACUGCCUCAGCGAAGUGUGCAAUCCUUAUAGGAGCUGCGUCGGCGUCGUCCCUCGGCAUGGGGUCGCCCACGGGGCCGGCCAGGCGCUGUCUCAGUUUCCCCUCCACGACGCCAUGGCGGAGGACGGCCCCAGCGGCGGCAACCUGCAUCGCGGUGGUGGGUCGUCGUCGUCACCGGUGCCGAUCGUGUUCGGAGCAGGAGGCGCCGGGGAGAGCCCGGAGAUGAUAAGGGGCGUCCUCACCGGCGCCCACGCUAGAGGCAAGCUCAACGGCGGCACUACGUCCAAGAACCUCAUGGCGGAAAGGCGGCGCCGGAAGCGUCUGAACGACCGCCUCUCCAUGCUCCGCUCCAUCGUGCCCAAGAUUACCAAGAUGGAUAGGACCUCGAUCCUUGGGGACACCAUAGACUACGUGAAUGAACUAACCGAGCGGAUCAAAACCCUCGAGGAGGAGAUCGGCGCCACGCCGGAGGAGCUGAACCUGCUGAACACUAGGAAGAAUUUCUCCAGCGGUAGCAGCGAGGAGAUGCCGAUGAGGAAUUCCACAAAGUUUGUGAUCGAGAAGCAGGGCGUUGGCGAAACGAGGAUCGACAUCUGCUGCGCCACAAGCCCCGGUGUGCUGAUCUCGACGGUGAGCGCGCUGGAGGUGCUGGGGUUGGAGAUUGAGCAGUGCGUUGUCAGCUGUUUCGGUGACUUCGCGAUUCAGGCAUCCUGCUCACAAGAGGAAGGGAGGAGCCGAGUGACAAGCACCAACGAGAUCAAGCAGGCAUUGUUCACGAGUGCAGGCUAUAGAGGAAGGUGUCUCUAGAUCGAUGGAGCAUGCCAAUUCAUCAAUGAUGUAGCAGAACAAGCUGCUUGUAAUUUGGUAAUUAAUCAUCCGUGAGAUUUGUGUUUGCAUAUAUUUGCUUGAUUUGUUUUGAAAUAUAUCUGCAUCAAUCAAGCAUAUGUAGUGUUUAUGUUAGAUUUUUGAAUAGUAGUACUAUCUAAAGUUCAACAGCCUCUUACAAAAAUGUAGGGAAAGGCUGCGUACUAUAGACCCAAAGUGGUCGGACCCUUUUCCGGACCCUGCGCAAGCGGGAGCUACAUGCACCGGGCUGCCUUUUUAGUAGUAUCUAAAGUUCAAAUGUUUGUGACAAGAUUGUAAUAGUUGGGUGUGUGUCCGUGAGUGUAAUGCAUGCCAGAUGUAUCAAUGUGGAGUGGAGUAUUGGGAUUUGGCCGACAUGAAAAGAUACCAAUCUAUUGUUGCAUUUGGUUGGGCACUGUUACAGAUUUUUGUUUCUUGUGCAUGUUUAGCUGUUUCCUGACAACAAUUGUUCAUCAA